Messenger RNA from Bipolaris victoriae FI3, 1617 nucleotides. RefSeq names its product polysaccharide lyase family 4 protein. Lineage: Eukaryota; Fungi; Ascomycota; Dothideomycetes; Pleosporales; Pleosporaceae. The transcript is spliced from 2 exons. Gene Ontology annotation, molecular function: carbohydrate binding; carbon-oxygen lyase activity, acting on polysaccharides. The record is from RefSeq and is a predicted model, not a curated record. Gene Ontology annotation, biological process: pectin catabolic process. The coding region runs from base 1 to 1617 and encodes 538 amino acids.
AUGUACCUCCGCACCGCCCUCCUCACCCUCGCCAGCACCACCACAACCCUCGCCGCCUUCGGCGUCACCAAAGGAAAAAACAGCAUCACCAUCGACUCGGGCGCCCCUUCCUCCUCCUCCCCUUUCCUCUUCACAGUCAACACCCUAAACUGCGACAUCACAUCCCUCAAGUACGCGGGCGAAGAACUCCAAUGGCCCGACAAAGGCUCACACAUUGAAAUGGGCCUCGGCUCCGCCACUGUCACCUAUACCACCAUCGGCACCCAGUACAUCAAGAUCACCUGUACGACGCCUACGCUCACACAGUACAUGGUUGUCAAAGCCGGCGAAUCGACCAUCUACAUGGCUACGGAUAUCACCGAGGAACCGACGAUUGGCGAGUUGAGGUUUAUAGCGAGGAUCGAUAGUGGAAAGUUGCCGCUGAGUUAUCCGUUUGGGGUUGUGUCUACGACGGCGAAUUCGACGGCGACGGUCGAGGGGUCCGAUGUUUUUGUUGUUGGGGGAGAGACGAGGAGUAAGUUUUAUUCGAGUGAGAGAUUUAUUGAUGAUGCUGUGCACUGUGUGUACCGCGAUACAAAUGCGAUUCACGCUUGUUUGCUAAUGGAUUCGUACUCGUAUGAGACAUCAGCUGGUGGACCGUUCCAUCGCGAUAUCAAUACUAACAACGGCGGUGCGUCGAAUUCUCUGACGUUCUACAUGAACAGCAAUCAUGUUCAGUUGGAAAAGUAUCGCAUGGGGAUGAAGGGUCCGUAUGCGCUUUCCUUCAGCCGGUCGAGCAUCCCCAAGGGCGGGUCAAGCAUGGACACGACAUUCUUCAAGGAUCUCUCGAUACCAAACUAUGUCCCCCCUUCAGCCCGAGGCACUGUGACAGGAAAAGCAACAGGCGUGAGUUCAAGCGCGCAAGCAGUGCUCCACUGGUACAACGACGCAGCACAAUACUGGGCGUACGCCUCUUCCUCGUCUGGAACUUUCACUUCGCCCGCCAUGAAACCGGGGACAUACACGCAGGUCCUGUACCAAGGCGAAUUCAAAGUAAAAGCCACGAGCGUAACCGUAGCAGCAGGGCGCACGACAACAGCCAACAUCGCCGCCGACACGGAGCCCAAAACCUCGCUGUGGCGCAUCGGUGAGUGGGACGGCCAACCCAAAGGCUUCCGCAACGCAGACAAGCAACUCCGCAUGCACCCGUCUGAUUCGCGCAUGGCGUCCUGGGGGCCCCUCACGUACACCGUCGGCACGAGCGCGCUCGACAGCGUGCCCAUGGCCCUCGUCAAAGACCUCAACCCCCUCACCAUUGCCUUCACCGCGAAGCAGAAAAACAGCACGUCACUCACCCUGCGCGUAGGCACUACCCUCGCGUUUGCGGGCUGCCGUCCCGCCGUCACGGUAAACACUAGUUUCAGUGCCCCCGUGCCCGCUGCCCCGACAAAGAUUGCCUCGCGCGGCUUCACGCGAGGCGCCUACCGUGGGUUCGGCGAGGUCUACAAUUACGCUAUCCCUGCCGGUACCCUCGUCGAGGGCGCAAAUACUAUUCGCAUCGCCUGUGUGAGCGGUGAGUCUGGGACGGGCUUCUUGGCUCCUAAUGUCAUUCUUGAUGCGAUAGAGUUGUUGGAGUAA